UGCUUUGUGAAUGUGACAGAUAUGUUGAGGCUUUGGAAGAGACGUGUUUUUAAUGAAAAAAUGUGAAAGGAACAUUAACUUGAUAUCCAUAGCAACCUUAUUGCUAAGUUUCCUCACUAUGCAGAGGAACUAAAGAUGUUUUUAAUUUAUUUUUAUAUUUUUUAGGUUGGAUGAUUUAUCCCAUUCCCGUGCUGGCUUGUUUUUGUCGCUCGCGAAGGACUGACUUCCUCGUAAUGUCAAAAAAGGGAGUACCAGCUUCUCAGUGAUAGGAUUUAGAAAAGAAACAGUAGUUACUUGAACUUGCUAGUGGAUACCAGGCGUAAAUCUCGCCUGCGGCUUUUCGAGGCAUCUGAACAGUCGGCGCCAAGGGUGACAAGUAGCAGGAAGAGAAAAGCUGCCGAGGGGACGGCCUGUAGUGGAGUAAACUGUGUGAUGUUUACGGCGGCCGCCCGGGGAUGGGUUCAAACAGCCACUGGGGCCGCGGAUAUCAUCGGGAGGGAAGCACCAGCUACGGACGACGUUACUGGCACCGAGGCCUCCCCUGAACGCGGCCGCCUGACUGUACAAGCCUAACGGACUUGAAGCAUGUCGAGGGGAGUUCGCAGAGCCACCCACGCUCCAGUAUUCCACGCCAACACCUUGUGCGCAUUGUUUACAUCUGAACACCAUUAUACCUGCUGAAGAUUUGGGGCCGGUACUUGAGGGAUUUGGGGCGCGAGGUCACGUGCGCCCAGUAGGGGCGGGGGUUUCCACACGUGCGCUAAACAACCCAUCAACAAGGAGAGUGGGUGAGAAGAGGAGGGCAACGAGCACUUAGCAGGAGAGUCGCACACUGAAGAAGACACGUGCAUCCGCUACUGUCUUACCGGUAGCUGUGGAUUUAAAACACAGUACAGCAUCAUUUUAUUUACAAGCGAAAAUUAAAACUUGUCUUUUUUCCCUGUGGGGACAGAUCUGUUUACUGAGUUUUAUACAAGUAUAGCUUAACCAUGUGAGGAGAACAAGCACGUUGUCAUACCUACAUCAAAGGUAUUCUGCGUUUUUUUUUCCAGUUUACAUUUCACUCGUGAUGUUCUUGCCUUAGUGGACAUCAAAUCAGGAAAUAUAGUGACUGUCUUUAAUGUAUUUCCUUUUGGCUUCGGUUUUGUAAAAGGUGCAUCGCGUCAAACAUUUCAGUAAAGUGACUUUCUAAAAAUUAUGUAAUUUAGGUCUUAUGCAAAACUGGUCAUUUUAACAAAAUAUAUUCUAUAAUACAUGUAAAUGAAGAAACCGUCUAAGGCAGAGUGCUGCACGUCACUACUUUUGUAUUUACAAAAACUUCGUAACCUGCAUUGGGAUUAUCAGUUUAUAUUCCAAGAUAUUUCACCUUGGAUUAUCCUUGUUCAUUGUGAAUGACAAGCAUAGAUCUUUCAUUGAUGUUUUUGCAGAAGACGUUUGCAGAUGAAUUAUUUAUUUUUCUAAUAAAAAGUGAACACAUGGAAAGAUGACGGAGCUACUGGUGGGCUUUCAUGUUUCAUCUACAGGAAUACAAAUCGGACAGUACCUGACUUUUUAGCAGGGUUAUUGGAUUCUCCCCCAGAUGUUGAAUAUGCAAAGAAGCAUUUACUUCUUCCUGAGUACUAUCAACUAUUAAGAUGAUGCUGCAUUAAUUAUCCAAAGUCGACAUUGCGAGUAAAUUGAAGAACUUGCCAAAUUUCAUUCCGUCUGUUAGAUGAACAAUCUACUGUUAAUACAAGUUGCAUUUUAGUUAAUUAAUAACUAUCGUCAAAAGGCACAUUGUUUGUAAUUUGACUUCCAAAAGAGUGAACUUCUCUUGAUUCAUUACUUUACUGUAUGUGAAAAGACUGUCAGUGAAUUUACACAAGGUUUUCAAAUUUUAAGGUUUAAAAGCACAAUUGUCCAAAAGAAAAAAAAUAAGCUUUUCAUAAAUGGUGAUUAACUUCGUGAUAACCGAUUUCUCCACCCAGGUUCUUAUCAUUGUCCUCUCAUCCUCUUUAAACGGAUAUUUACAAUACCGUUCAAUAGCAGUAUUUUCCUCAGAACAUGCUUGUAAUGGGCAAGUUUGUUUCUCAGCCAAAAUUUUUGGGGAACCUUUAAUUGUGGAAUGUGAUUAACAUUAUUCAAAAAGUCAAAAAUAAAUUUUAAAGCAGGUAUCACAAAGUUAUUACUUUUUAAUUUUUAUGAAGAAAGAAGUUCUUGGUGACAUUUAAAGCUUAUAUAUACAUUUUUCUUACAUGAAAUACAUUUAAAGUAUGUAUAAAGACUUAUGAUUUUACAAUUCAGUUCCCAUUUUAGUCUGACCAGUUGUUUCAUUCAUAUUGCACUUAAUGAGCAGUGGAAGAGCUUACAUGGAAACAAAGAAGGAAAUCUGUCUUUGACAGCUUUUUUUGUCAUUUUUGUUUUUAGACAUACUGUUUUUUAAUUAUUUUUCUUACUUUUUGAAAGCAAGCUCUGUUUAAUUGAACUAAAUCUGUGGAUAAUAUCAUUUUUUCACACUGCAAGAGCCUUUAGUGAACAUCUACUCCUUUUGAAAAAAAUGGAGAUUGUUGGAGAUUUUGAAUAUAGUAGAAAAGAUCUUGUGGGCCAUGGAGCUUUUGCAGUGGUAUUCAAAGGGAGACACAGAAAGAAAACUGAUUGGGAAGUGGCAAUCAAAAGCAUCAACAAGAAAAAUCUAUCAAAGUCACAGAUUCUUUUGGGCAAAGAAAUUAAAAUUUUGAAGGAGCUGCAGCAUGAAAACAUUGUGGCUUUAUAUGAUGUGCAGGAAACUCCAAACUUUGUCUUUUUGGUGAUGGAGUACUGCAAUGGAGGAGAUUUGGCUGAUUAUUUACAAGCGAAAGGCACUCUUCGUGAGGACACACUUCGUAUCUUCCUGCAGCAGAUUGCCGCAGCCAUGCGAGUGCUCAACAGUAAGGGCAUCAUCCACCGUGACCUCAAGCCUCAAAACAUUCUGCUGUCUUAUAUCGGUAAAAGGAAGUCAAGCAUCAAUGGCAUCCGAAUCAAAAUAGCGGACUUUGGUUUUGCUCGGUAUCUACAGAGUAACAUGAUGGCAGCUACCCUAUGUGGAUCUCCCAUGUACAUGGCUCCAGAGGUGAUCAUGUCACAGAACUAUGAUGCCAAAGCUGACUUGUGGAGUAUUGGAACAGUCAUUUACCAGUGUCUUGUUGGAAAGCCACCUUUCCAGGCAAAUAGUCCACAAGACUUGAGACUUUUUUAUGAGAAGAACAAGACAUUGGUGCCUAUCAUCCCACGAGAGACAUCACCACAGCUGGGAGAUCUUCUAACAGGACUCCUUCAGAGAAAUCAGAAGGACCGCAUGGACUUUGAUGCAUUUUUCAGCCAUCCUUUCCUCGAGCCAUUUUCAACCAUCAAAAAAUCUUGCCCUGUACCAGUGCCCAUGCCUGCUCCAAACUACCCUGGUUCAGUGUAUGACAGCACCUGCGGGAGCUCACCUUCUUGUCGCUUCGCUUCUCCACCUUCCCUACCAGAUAUGCAAACGCUACCUGAAGAUGGCCUGUCAUCUCCUCCACUUGGACCUCCUAAUUACCUACAGCUCUCUAAGGAAUCAGGUGGCAGUGCUAGCAGCAAGAACUCCUCAUGUGACACAGAUGAUUUUGUCCUAGUUCCACAUAUCACCUCUGACCAGUCCUAUGACAUACCCAUUGGACCUACAGGAAGACGAGCUUCAAGUGAGUUUCUGCUCUGUGGCGGGCAACAGCACAAUCCAUUGCCCAUGGUGUCCCCACGUAGCGAGACCACUCCAAUACCUGUACCAACCCAAAUCAGGAACUACCAACGUAUUGAACAGAAUCUGUCCUCCAGUCCCAACACUCUCCAGUAUGGUUCUCCCAGGGCAGGGAUGGUUCGCAGAUCCAACACAAGCCCCCUGGGAUUUACUAAAACUUCCUCUGCCUCUCCAUCCACUAAUGAAGUGGCACAGCCUGUGGGUCGAAGGUUGUCAACAGGUUCUUCCAGGCCUUAUUCUCCCUCACCACUUGUUGGAACUAUUCCAGAACAACUUGGCCACUGCUGCUGUGGACAUCCCCAGGGCCAUGAAUCCCGGAGCAGGAGCUCAUCUGGUGGCUCCCCAAUUCCUCCUUCCCAGCUGCUUGGUGCUCGUCUCCAGAGUGCUCCCACACUGACGGAUGUCUACCAGAACAAACAGAAACUGCGGAAGCAGCACUCAGACCCAGUGUAUCCCAGUGCAGUUCUGUAUCCUGGGAGUCAUGCAUCACAAAUGUGUCGGCCAGUCAGUUUGGGUACCUCACCGACUAAGCAUCUUGGCUCCUCUCCCCGCUCAUCUGAUUGGUUGCAGAAAACUCCUCUGCCCACCAUAAUUGGCUCACCAACAAAGACAAGUGCACCUUUCAAGAUCCCUAAAACUCAAGCUUCUUGCAAUCUGCUUGCCCUGGUUGCACAGCAGGGAUUGGUUGACAGUACAACUCCAAAUAAAGUGCUGAUGGAAACUCGGGAUUUCAGUGCCUAUUCUGGAGGCCGACAGCAGAACUUUGAGCACAGCAAGACCACCUUUGGCAGAUCUGUCAGUACAGGAAGGCUUUCUGAGCAGCCAGUCAGGAUCACAUUAGGAGGACAGCCUUACCAAGGCAGCACAGACAGCUUAAAUACAGAGAGACCUAUGGAUACAGCACCUGCCAGUGCCUGUGGAAUGCCAAACUUGACAGGAACAAGCCCUCGGACUGUGCUGUUCACUGUAGGAUCACCCCCCAACAGUAUAACGCCCCCCACAUGCAGCCACACGGGUGCUAGGCCUAGAACAACGUCAGUAGGAUCAAACAGCUCAGCAGGCUCCUUGUGUUCUACAACUGGUCGUGUCUAUGUGGGUUCUCCACCUGGUGGUAUGGGUUCCUCCCCUCCAACUGCUGAGGCAGCGCCAAGUAGUCUCAGAUAUGUCCCAUAUGGAACCUCCCCCCCAAGUUUGGAGGGCUUUAUCACAUUUGAGGCCCCAGAACUACCUGAGGAGACACUGAUGGAGCGGGAACACACAGAUACUUUGCUUCACCUUCGCAUGAUGUUGUCCUUCAGUGACUGUAUACUAGAAAUUGCAUCAGUGCGGGAAUGCAGCACAGAACUUGAUGCUUCUACUUCCACUUCUAUUUGCCCCUCACAAGACAGUGGAAUCGUAGAUCAGAUCAGUCAGCUCAGCAAGGAGUGGGGGCAAGUUGAACAGCUGGUCCUUUACAUGAAGGCUGCUCAGCUGCUUGCUGGCUCCCUGCACCUGGCAAAGGCUCAGAUCAAGUCAUGCAAACUGAAUCCCUCCAGUGCUGUCAAGCAAGUAGUGAAGAGCUUGAAUGAACGUUACAAGAGCUGCAUCUCACUUUGUCGACGUUUGACAGAAAAACUGAACAGAUUCUUUUCAGACAAACAACGCUUUGUGGAUGAGAUCAACAGUGUGACUGCUGAGAAGCUAAUUUAUAACUAUGCGGUUGAAAUGGUACAGUCUGCUGCCUUGGAUGAAAUGUUCCAGCAGACGGAGGACAUUGCCUUUCGUUACAACAAAGCCGCUAUGCUACUGGAAGGGCUGGCAAAAGUGUUGCAGGACCCAGCUGACAUUGAGAAUGUUACUAAGUACAAGGCCAGUGUGGAGCGCCGGCUUGCCGCCCUUUGCCAGUGCGCAGUUACAUUGUUUGAUUAGACUGUCCAAUGACUGGACCAACACUUCGGUAACCUGGGGACCACGUCCAUCUGAGGGGGAAGAAAAAAACAGUAAUUCAGGAAAUUGCUUUUUUUCUAGUUUAGCACUUUUUAUACAGAGAAUGGACCUGAAAGAUAUAUAAUAAAAGUAAAUCUCUCCGUAUUUUGCAAUCCCAGCAAUGACUGGGAAGGAUGGAGAGCGAGAGAGAGAAAGAGAG
Erpetoichthys calabaricus (reedfish) is the source of this 5867-nucleotide messenger RNA. It is a transcript of the gene ulk2, whose product is annotated as unc-51 like autophagy activating kinase 2. The transcript is spliced from 27 exons. The record is from RefSeq and is a predicted model, not a curated record. Gene Ontology annotation, molecular function: ATP binding; protein serine/threonine kinase activity. NCBI's taxonomy places the organism in Eukaryota, Metazoa, Chordata, Cladistia, Polypteriformes, Polypteridae. Gene Ontology annotation, cellular component: cytoplasm; autophagosome. Bases 2537 to 5650 code for a protein of 1037 amino acids. Gene Ontology annotation, biological process: autophagosome organization; positive regulation of autophagy; axon extension.